Molecule: messenger RNA, 1771 nt
Organism: Xenopus laevis (African clawed frog)
Lineage: Eukaryota; Metazoa; Chordata; Amphibia; Anura; Pipidae
Gene: bet1l.S
Product: Bet1 golgi vesicular membrane trafficking protein like S homeolog
Biological process (GO): membrane fusion
Cellular component (GO): cytosol; Golgi membrane
Source: RefSeq, marked provisional
CGGAUUAGAAAAGAAGCAACAUGGCGGACUGGGGCAGAGUGCCAAACUCGGGAGCAGUGGAUGAGAUGUUAGAUGCAGAGAACAAACGUCUUGCAGAUAAUCUUUCCAGUAAGGUGACACGGCUGAAAUCGCUUGCAUUGGACAUUGACCAAGAGGCUGAUGACCAUAACAAGUACCUGGAUGGCAUGGACUCGGAUUUCCUGAGUGUGACAGGUCUGCUGGGUGGUAGUGUCAAGCGCUUCACCGGUAUGGCUCUAUCUGGCCGGGACAAUCGCAAGCUCUUGUGUUACGUUUCAGUUGGACUCGUGGCUCUCUUCUUCCUCCUUUAUUACCUCGUAUCCCACGCCAGCACAUGAGGGCAGUUUGCUUCCGUACAUCGGGAAUUCUUUGCACAAUACUCUAUGACCCACACAUGGGGAAGGGUCUUUAACCGGUGGGUUGGAGCAUCACAGCACUUUAAGGACCUACACUGAAAACCAGGGCGAUUCAUGCCAAUCCCUGAUUUCUAUUCAUUAUACCAAUCUUAACCCAGUGAUUUGCAGAAUGUUUUAUUGUGGGGUUGGGGUGGUUUAACAUUCUCAUGAUCUCAGUUGGUAUAAAAUGUGUGCUCUCAGAGGGGAUAAAAUGUGUGCUCCGAUCUUCAAAUAUGACUAUGGCUCUCCUUUUUGACAUAAUGUAUUUUAAUCUCAUAUCAAUUGCAUGUGACUCCUUUAUACGUUGAGCAAUGAAGGAUAAAGUGGCUGUGGAACAUUUGCUGCCCAGUCAUCGUUUCCCUGAGUAAAUAUUAAUGACAUGAACACUUGGGGGCUGAUUCACUAAGGGUCGAAUAUCGAGGGUUAAUUAACUCGAAUUCACUCGAAUUUAGUGAAUCGGCCCCUUGCAUUUUUAUUAACUGCACCACAAUUUUUUUAUGUUAAAUAGUUCAACAUUGGCCUGUGAACUGCCAACACCAUCCAAACUCUCGAAUAUGGUCCAGCUCUCCUAUACCUCGUUAUAAAAGGUUGAAUAGCAAAUUGGGGUUGAACCAGAUGUACAUUGAUUGUGCAUACUCCUGCUCCAUCAUCAAUGUCGGAGUCAAAGCCAAAAUCAGACAUGGCAGCUACCACGCCUACUGUGCUACUCUACUUUUUGUGAUUAGGUGCAGAGGAGUGGGACAGUGAGAUUUGGGAGAGACGGGACCUGUGAUGUCUAAAACACUUAUUCUCCUUUAAGGUAUACUAUGGGGCAGAUUUAUCAAGGGUCGAAUAGUAAAUUAAAAUUUUCGAGUUUCAAAAUUCACACAUUUGAAUUUUAACCCCCCUAUUCAAAUGUGAGAUUUAUCACACCUCAACCAUGGAAGCAGUCUUAAUUCGAAUAUAGGCCACCUGAAACCUGCUGAGUUCAUGUACAAGUCAAUGGCAGUGGUCCGUUGAGCCAUUUGGAGAUGUUAAUAGCCUUCCUGACAUUCGAGUUACACUCGAUUCCUUACGAAUUGAAUACGAUGCGAAUUAUUCGAAGAAGUUCUUUCUUAAAUAAUCUCCCAGUCGAUUUGUGAGUUUAUUCGAAUUCAAAAAAAAUAACAUGAAUUUGAAAUUCGACCUUUGAUAAACGGGCCUCUAAAUGUUUGUUUUCAUGUAGGGUACUGGUUUGUUAAACCUUUGUAGCAGCAAAAGCCUUCAUAUUCAGCUAUUAAACUUGUUCUAUUCUGUGAAGGCCUUAAACGUGAUUAUUCUAUGCUUUAAGAGUUCAUACAUGUAACAUAUUAAUUAAAAAAAGCUCUAAAAAUCGAAAA